AUGUCGACUCUACAAGCCACUGGGGCUACUGCCUCCCACCCCUUCACAUGCAACACAUGCCAGGUUGCCUAUCGCAAUGCGGAGUUGCAAAAGGGCCACAUGAAGAGUGACUGGCACCGCUACAACCUCAAGCGAAGAGUCGCCUCCUUGCCCCCCAUAUCCGCCGAGGCCUUUACCGAGAAGGUCCUUCAAGCUCGUGCCCAGACCACCGCCGAGGCCGACAAGGCUUUCUUCGAGAAGACAUGUCAGGUCUGCGAAAAGACAUAUUAUAGCGAGAACUCGUUCCAGAAUCAUCUGUCCAGCCAAAAGCACCGCGCUAGGGAGGCGAGAGGCAUUCGGCCUUCGGCUGCCAUCCCCGAUGAGACCAGUUCGGUUAUGAGCUCGACGUUCUCGUUGGGAGAACCAGUAAAGGGACACCACGAUGACGACGACGAUGAUGAGGAGGACGAGCUAGAGUCCGCUUCCGCAGAAGCCGAGUUCAACAAAGUUGUCGAGGGACUACAGAAGACAACUGUCUCCGACACCCGGCCGUCGCCCGUCAAGAGGCCUUCAAAUCCCCAGGCUACCACCGCGCGGAAAGAUUCGGAAUCAAGAGAGAGCAACGGGAGAGACUCGGGGUCUGCAACACCCACACCUUCACAGCCGGAUCCUUCCACUCUGCUGCAGCAGUGCCUCUUCUGCCGAUAUAUGUCUCCUACGGUCAACCUCAAUGCCCACCACAUGGAACGUUUCCACGGCAUGGUUAUUCCCGAGAAAGAAUAUUUGGUCGAUCUCGAUGGGUUGAUUAAAUACCUAGCUUCCAAGAUCUACGAAGAUUUCGAGUGCCUCACCUGCGGCAAGGCGAAAUCCAACGCUUUCGCCGCGCAGACUCACAUGCGGGAUGUCGGCCACUGCACCAUUCCUUACACGACGGAAGAGGAGCAACUAGAGAUUGGAGACUUCUAUGACUUCCGGAGCACCUACUCGGACGACGAGGAGGACGAGGGAGAGGAGGAAGAAUCCGGCUAUGAGCCUUUGAAGAUCGAUGGCACUAAGCUUGGAGCGAAGCGAUCUGAGAGUGCUACCGACGAGAAUGGAGAGAAGAUAUCUGUCGAGGAAGAUGGCUGGGAGACGGAUAGCUCGGCAUCUUCCUUUGACUCGGAGGAACUUACGGCCGUCCCUGCAGACGACCGCCAAAACCAGUAUGAACGCCUCAACAAGAGUCAUCAUCAUUCUCACGAAGAUCCUAGGCAACAUCACCUCGCGGACGGAUGGCACUCACAUGCUCACAAGCAUAAUGCCCGCUCCGUCUUCCACGACGACUACGAGCUUCAUCUGCCAUCGGGCAAAUCGGUCGGCCAUCGCUCGCUCAACCGCUACUACCGCCAGAACCUCCACAACUAUCCUACUGCGGAGGAGAGGGCCGAACGCGAGAGGCUCGCCAUCGAGAACGGCGAGGCGAACGGUGAUGAGCAGCCAGAUGGCGAAGGCGGUCCUAACGAGGCGAACCGCAACCGCGCUGUCAUCCCUAGAACUCAGCAAGGAAUCAUGGGCGUUACGGACCAGGCGAAGGGACAACUUGCGCGGGACAUCCACCAAAGCCGGAAGAUCGAGCAGGUUCAGGGUGCCAAGAGGGAUAUGGCGUAUAGCACGAAACUCAACAAGCAAAAGAACUACUACUACCGCUACGAGCGCGGUGGUUAG
Scedosporium apiospermum is the source of this 1683-nucleotide messenger RNA. RefSeq lists its product as uncharacterized. The coding region runs from base 1 to 1683 and encodes 560 amino acids. The record is from RefSeq and is a predicted model, not a curated record. The transcript is spliced from 2 exons. NCBI's taxonomy places the organism in Eukaryota, Fungi, Ascomycota, Sordariomycetes, Microascales, Microascaceae. Gene Ontology annotation, molecular function: nucleic acid binding; zinc ion binding. Gene Ontology annotation, cellular component: preribosome, large subunit precursor. Gene Ontology annotation, biological process: ribosomal large subunit biogenesis.